Camelina sativa (false flax) is the source of this 688-nucleotide messenger RNA. RefSeq names its product thionin. The record is from RefSeq and is a predicted model, not a curated record. Gene Ontology annotation, biological process: defense response. Lineage: Eukaryota; Viridiplantae; Streptophyta; Magnoliopsida; Brassicales; Brassicaceae.
UCAUCAACACAAACUGAAUCUAUAUUGUGAUCAAACAAGUAAGAAAUCAAACGAUGGAAGGCAAAACUGUGAUUCUAAGUGUUCUCAUAAUGAGUUUGGUCAUCGCACAAAUUCAAGUGGAAGCAAAGAGUUGCUGCCCAACUACAACUGCUAGAAAUAUCUACAACUCUUGCCGUUUUUUGGGAACCUCCCAAUCAACUUGUGCAAACAUCAGUGGAUGCAAAAUCGUUGGUGGGAGUACAUGUCCGAACGGAUAUACUCGUGACACUCUCCAAAACUCAGGUGAUGCGGUUUCUGUCAAUGAAUACUGCAAGUUGGGGUGUGCAUCUUCAGUGUGCGGUGCCAUGAACACACUCCAAAGCUCUGUAAAUGAUGCGAGUGAAAUUGUGAAUGGAGCGGUAGCACAAUGCGCAAAGGCAUGUUCUAAUUUCUGCACCAAGGGAUCGACAACUGAAGUUGAGACCGCCUAAACAAGCGUAUCCAUGAAGUUACGACUUCCAAGUUUCAGAGUGUUGUUUUUCCUUCAUUUCAAUAAUUGCCGUGUGUGUGACAAAAAUAAAAGUACUAGACUUUGAUGCUAGUAUAUGAAUAAGUUGUUUUAUGUUUGUGCCUGUGUCGUAGAAGGUUGUCAAUCCUAGAUUGUACAUGACUUCUAUUAAAUAAAAAAGUUUGGUCACUUUAAUAUUUA